Molecule: messenger RNA, 3102 nt
Organism: Leptinotarsa decemlineata (Colorado potato beetle)
Lineage: Eukaryota; Metazoa; Arthropoda; Insecta; Coleoptera; Chrysomelidae
Molecular function (GO): galactoside binding; carbohydrate binding
Source: RefSeq, a predicted model, not a curated record
UUAUGAGAAUGUGACGUUCCUAAAUAAAGGUUACCUCAUAGACGUUGAAUUUACGCUAAGCCCCGCCUCUUUUCGCAUCAUUAUACAUCAGCAUUGACUUCCAGUAUUCAUGACCUCGAAUCAAAAUUGUUUGAAUUGAUCAAAGGUAGACAAGACAAAAUAGCAGAAAUAGCUGAGACAGGCACUGAAUAUGGUGGCUCCGAUAGUGAAACCCGAUGUUCCCUACAAUGGAGAGAUUCCUGGGGGCCUACAACCUGGAAGAAUGUGCAGGAUUCAAGGAGUAACGCACCCUGAGGCAGAUAGGUUCAACAUAAAUUUUCAAGUUGGUCCAAACGAUAGUCCACGUGACGAUACAGCUUUGCAUUUAUCCGUCCGAUUGAAUCAGGGUUACAUUGCACGAAAUUCGUACAAAGAUGGCGGAUGGGGUGAUGAACAGGGAGAUGGAGACCUCCCCAUAGGCCAUGCCCAGUCUUGGGAGAUCAUUGUCCUGACUGACAACAAGGAUUACAAGGCUCAACCAGAAUCUGGUUUUGAUAGUUUUCUGGAAAGCGCACAAUCGAUGUUAGCAGGAGCCAUCAAAAGCGGUGCUGCUGAAAAACUACUAGGUGGGAUAUUGGGUGGCGGUUCUCAACCCCAACAAGGCUAUGCUCACCAAAAUGCGAAAUACGGCAUCUAUCCUGAUCUACCUCAAGAUCUCGAUCCGAACCGCCAACAACAGACAACUCAAAACACUUCCAAAUCAGGACCUGUCGAGAGCCUUUUAUCUGGUUUACUCUCCGGAGGCAAUACUCAACAACAAAGAGGUCCGCAAGGGACCCAGCAGCCUUACCAACAACAAGGAACUCAACAAGCCCAUCAGGGUAUCGAUCUAGGAUCUGUACUGUCAGGUCUUCUAGGUGGAAACCAACAAUCUAAUACAAACCAGCCACAACCCGGUGCAGUACCACCACGAUAUGGUGCCCCCCAGCAAAACAUACCACCAAAUCAGCAGUCUCAGGGCCCUGAUAUAGGUACCUUCUUAUCAGGUUUACUUUCGAGUGGCAAUCAGAACCCAGGACAGGUACCAACAUCACAACAAAAUGUACCCGGCAAACAGCAGUCCCAAGGUGUUGACAUAGGAUCCCUACUCACAGGUUUGUUAUCAGGUGGCAACCAACAAUCUGGACAAGCUCCUUCCCCAGGAAGUAAAACAUCUGCACCCCUGCAACAACAAAAUGUUCCAGGAACUCAACAGUCCCAAGGAGUGGACUUUGGUUCCUUGCUUUCUGGUUUAUUGUCGGGUGGGAAUCAACAAGGACACCCUGGACAAGGACCGCCCGGACAAGGACCGUCUGGACAAGUAUCGCCUGGACAAUUACCACCUGGACAAGUACCUCCGGGUCACGUACCGCCGCAACAACAUGCCCAGGGCAUUGACGUGGGUUCUUUACUGAGUAAUUUACUAUCCAGUAAUACCCACCAGAGUCCUCAAGGGCCGGGCGCCGAAACAAAGGCUGCUGGGAACCAGCAGUCUCAUAACAUCGAUGUUGGAGCCUUACUCACAGGAUUGUCUGGUAUGCUUUCAACUGUUCAAACCAGGCCUAUCCAGGAAACUGGAAAGAAUGGGGUAGGGCCACAGCCUCAAGCUCCUAGUCAACCGUCUCAGGGUUUCGAUUUCAAUUCUCUUUUGUCUGGAAUAUUGUCUGGAGGACAAGGUAAUCAAUCACAAGGAGGAUAUCAACCAGCACCGACAGGAGGGUAUAAUCAGCCACAGGGAGGGGGGUACCAACAACCACAAACAGGAGGUUACCAACAGCCACCAAUGGAAGGAAAUCAACAGCCGCAAACAGGUGGGUAUCAACAGCCACAACCGGGGGGAUAUCAACAGCCACAACCGGGGGGAUAUCAACAGCCUCAAGCAGGUGGUAAUCCAUUACCUCCACAAACCGGUGGUAUUUCUUUGACUCACACUGGAGGUACGCCUUUGCCACAAACUGGUAGUACUUCUUUGCCUCAAGCUGAUGGCUCUCCUUUGCCUCAAGCUGGUGGUCCUCCUUCUCCUCCAAUGGGUGGUUCUCCUUUGCCCCAAACUGGUGGUCCUCAGCAACCACAAGGUGGUACUGCACAAUCAUCGCAAGGUGGUACCGCCCAGAAAGAUACUCCGAAUUCGGCUCGGCCUGCUAGCAAGCAAAUGUAUGAUGAUGUAAGCGAUCAGUUGGCUCAAGUCAUAGCUGCAGAAGGAGGUGGUUCCCAAAGGCAAAAUGUUGGACAAUCUCACCAAGCGCAUGGGAACGAGCAAUACGGCCAAUAUCCUCAUCCUCCCCAGCAAGAACAGAAGGGGCCUUUAGAGAAUCUUCUGUCUGGUUUUCUUGGUGGAGGUGCCCAGCAAUCUCAUCAACAGCCACCACAGUUCGGUGGUGGUGAAUCUAUUGGAGGAUUAGGAAGUAUGAGUGGUCUAUUGCAGAACUUUGCUGGGAAUAUCCUUCAUCCCAAAGAUGGGAACCAACGUCAAAAUUAUUAAACUGGUGCUUCCACAAAAUAUUAGAGCUGCUUUGAUUUUUUAUUUAUAAUUUUAUUUUGAAUAGGUAUUUAGGUAAGAGCACACAGAGGUAUAUAUCAAGUGAAUUUUCUGACAGUUCUAUUUUUGUGCAACUUUGAGAAGCGGGAAAUAUGUUAUUACAUUACCAGGGUCAAUUAUUACGAACCUCCUGAGAUUAGAUUAAUUUUUUUUAACGGUUGUCACAUUUUGUAUUCUUGAAUUAUUUUAUGUUGCUGCUAGUAAGAAUUGAAUUUAUCUUUAAUAUAGAUUUGAUGCUCUCUGACUUGGGCCUUACAUAUUUAUAUUUUUUUAUUAGUUUUUGUGCUUGCUAUCUGCAAAAAUAUCUUAAGUAGGUUUAUAUCUUAUUUUCAACACAAAUUUGUCGCCUUCCAAUGUCCAUAGUUCAAAAAUGUUAUGCCUUAUUAUGCUCGAAUGAAUGCAGGUCAUUCGCCAAUUUGAGGAUCUAUAAUAUAAGUUAUUGUAAAGUGUAUUAUUAUUAUAACUAACUUAUUUACGAAUGAUUUAUAUUUUGUUAAUGUACUGCUGAGAUUUUAAAAAGUUACACCAUUAAACAGGGAAAACAA